Molecule: messenger RNA, 1448 nt
Organism: Cuscuta epithymum
Lineage: Eukaryota; Viridiplantae; Streptophyta; Magnoliopsida; Solanales; Convolvulaceae
Source: the annotation of a GenBank genome assembly
CUUCUUUCGUACCUAUCUUAGACAAGUUACUAGCACCCAAACCACCCACCUUAUCUCUAUACCUAUUACCCGAAGAAGCUCCCCUGAGGCAACGACACAGAUUCUUAAUCUUAUGUAACCAUAAGGAAGAAGUCAAAAUUGGUGAAUCUGAUAGAGAAGAAUGCAACAAGACUUCAUUGCCCUCCGCAAACCCUGAUUUCUUAAACUUUGAAGAAACUAAGUCUUUCCUUUCUCCUUAACUAGGUUUGGGACAUCCGGUUGUAAAAUCCUUGCCAUUAGUGAGCUUCUUCUAACCCUGAAGUUAGCAGCUAGACUGAAAGCCAGAAAUUAAUUACCAGGGGAAUUGUUGUCCUUGGAUGCAGAACCAUACUUCGCCAUUUUUAUUGGUUCAGAUCGGAGAAUUCAACCCAACCGGGCGUAGGCUAUUGGAGGAUCCAUUUGUGCUGAAAGCAUUAUGUUUUGGGGAAGAGCAUGGACAGGGGUCAGGGCUCCAUAAUUCAGAAGGACGGUGAGUUAGAUGGAGAUGUAUCCCAUAGAAUCAGAACAGGGUGGAUGAAGUGGAAGAGUGCGUCAGGAUUUCUAUGCGACCGAGGUAUACCGACUAGACUGAAGGGUAAAUUUUAUAGGACAGCAAUUAGGCCUGCAUUACUGUAUGACACGGAGUGUUGGGCGGUGAAACAAUGUCACAUUCAAAAGAUGAGUGUGGUAGAUAUGCGCAUGCUGCGAUGGAUGUGUGGGCAUACUAGAAAGGACCGCGUGAGGAAUCAGACAAUCAGACAAAGGGUGGGAGUAACACCUAUUGAAGAUAAGAUGCGGGAGUCGCGCCUACGGUGGUUUGGUCAUGUGCAUAGAAGACCGAGUGAUGCACCUGUCAGAUGAGUUGAGAGGUGUGGAGAAGAGGUAGGGAAGAGAGAGAGAGAGAGGAAGGCCCAAACAGACGUGGGUUAGGGGCGUCAGAAGUGAUAUAUGCUUCUUCUUGGAUUGAAUGAGGGUAUGACUUUGAAGAGAGCAAAAUGGAGGGCGGGUAUUCGUGUGGAGGAGUGAUCUUGUAUCAUCUUUUCCCCUCUUUUUUUCUUCUUUUUUUUCUUUUAUAUUUUUAUCCUUAUAUAUAAAUAUUACUUUAUCCUUUUUAUUUUAUCUUUUAUAUGUAUAUUCAUCUCUUUUAUAUUAUCUUUUUUUAUAAUAGCUUAUCUUUUUUAUCUUUAUUUUCUUUCUUUUCCUUUUGGUGACAUCAUGUAUCGAUUCAUGUUAGCCGAUCCCUUUGGGACUAAGGCUUGGAUAUUGUUGUUGUUGUUGUUUGUAGGGGCCGAGGCCUCCUCCAGCCUCUCCCUAUCUCCACCCCUGUCUAUAAGGGAAUCAUAUGGGUCUCCUUAAAAUUUUUGGUAAACAAUUUGGUUCUUUCUUUUAUCGAUUCUAGAAAUAAACUUUUUCCCAUAAAGUACGGAAAA